AUGGCUCCCGUGGAGACGAAAGAGUACGACUACAUUGUCAUUGGGGGUGGUAGCGGUGGCAGUGGGAGUGCCCGAAGAGCCGCGGGUUGGUAUGGCGCAAAGACGUUGAUUGUUGAGUCCGGCCGAGCCGGUGGUACAUGUGUCAAUGUUGGAUGUGUGCCGAAGAAGAUGACGUGGAACUUCGCCUCGAUCAACGAGAACCUGCACGCUGGCCGACACUACGGCUAUGACAUCCCGCACGACGUCAAGAUCGACUACACCCACUUCAAGCGCAUCCGCGACGCCACGAUCGAGCGGCUGAACGGGAGCUACGAGCGGAACUGGAACAAGGAGGGUAUCGACCUGGUGCACGGCCGCGCCCGCUUCGUCGAGCCCAAGACGAUCGAGGUGACGCUCAACGACGGCUCCGGAAAGGCGCGGUAUACCGCGAAGCACAUCCUGAUCGCCACGGGCGGGCAUCCCAUUGUCCCGGAUGUGCCGGGUGCGGAGCACGGCAUCACCAGUGACGGCUUCUUCGAGCUCGAGGAACUGCCGCGCAAGUGGGCGGUGGUCGGCGCGGGCUAUAUCGCGGUCGAGCUGGCCGGAGUCCUGGCGGCCGUCGGCGUCGAAACCCACAUGUUCAUCCGCGGGGACACCUUCCUGCGCAAGUUCGACCCCAUGAUCCAGGAGACCAUGACCCAGCGGUACGAGGCGGUGGGGAUCCACAUCCACAAGGGACACAAGGGCUUCAAGGAGAUUCAGCUCCUGCGUGACGGCAAGGGCGCAGACAAACUGCUGAAGCUGAUUGGGAAAGACGGCGAUGAGCUUGAGGUCAAUGAGCUGCUGUGGGCUGUGGGACGUGCGCCGGCGGUGGAAGAUUUGGGUCUCGACGUCGCUGGGGUGAAGCAGACUCACACCGGCCACAUCAUUGUGGACGAGUACCAGAACACGUCGGUGGAUGGGAUCUACGCGCUGGGAGAUGUGACGGGGCAGGUUGAAUUGACGCCGGUGGCCAUUGCGGCUGGUCGCCAACUGGGCAGUCGCCUUUUCGGACCUCCGGAACUCAAGUCGUCCAAGCUGUCGUACGAGAACAUUCCGACGGUGGUCUUCGCCCAUCCGGAGGUGGGCACGGUCGGUCUGACGGAGCCGCAGGCGCGGCAGAAGUACGGCGAUGACAAGGUCAAGGUGUACCAGACGCGCUUCACGUCCAUGUUCUACGACCCGUUCCCCGCGGAGGAGAAGAAGAAGAACCCGACGCAGAUGAAGAUUGUCUGCGCGGGGCCGGAAGAGAAGGUUGUUGGGCUGCACAUUUUGGGCCUGGGCGUGGGCGAGAUGCUGCAGGGCUUUGGCGUCGCAGUCAAGAUGGGCGCGACGAAGCAGGACUUUGACAGCUGCGUGGCGAUCCACCCGACGAGUGCGGAGGAGUUGGUGACUAUGCGGUGA
Rasamsonia emersonii CBS 393.64 is the source of this 1422-nucleotide messenger RNA. RefSeq names its product Glutathione-disulfide reductase. The record is from RefSeq and is a predicted model, not a curated record. NCBI's taxonomy places the organism in Eukaryota, Fungi, Ascomycota, Eurotiomycetes, Eurotiales, Trichocomaceae. Gene Ontology annotation, biological process: cellular response to oxidative stress; cell redox homeostasis; glutathione metabolic process. The transcript has 4 exons. Gene Ontology annotation, cellular component: mitochondrion; cytosol. The coding region runs from base 1 to 1422 and encodes 473 amino acids. Gene Ontology annotation, molecular function: flavin adenine dinucleotide binding; glutathione-disulfide reductase (NADPH) activity; NADP binding.